AGAUUUUGUCACUCUUAUUAAGCGGAGAUAACGAGCACCAGCGGCGACGCCGAAGUUUCAGAUAAAAGGUAAGUUAACGAGGAGUGCUGGAGAAAAUCCCUCGCAAAACCCUACCACUUAAAUUUUUGAAAGGUACAGCAAUUUCUGCGAAAUUAUGUAGUCAUUUUGUAGAAAUUGAGUGAGAAGCGAUAUUAAUAUGUAUGUUUGACUAUAGUAAGCUAUAAGACAUGACUCAAUUGGUCAAGUGCAUAUAUGUAGCUAUAAAUCUGUGAUAAUAUAUUUGAAAUUACCUUCUACAUGGUCAUUGUUCAUAUCUGUAACUGUAACCAUCUUCUUUCCUUCUGGUAUGGAUGCUGAAUCACCCCCAUCCUUACAAUUGCCACAACAGUGCCAUCAGUUUACUAUUUCCGAGAUUCACUUAGCAACCGAAAACUUUGAUGGGUCAUUGGUAAUCGGGCGUGGGGGUUUUGGUAUGGUUUACAAAGGAAACAUCACUAGUGGGACAACUCAUUUGGUUGCUGCCAUUAAGCGCCUUGAUCCAACCUCUAAUCAAGGAGCUGUAGAGUUCAGGGCUGAAGUUGAGAUGCUUUCUAAUUUAAGGCACUGUCACUUGGUGUCUUUGAUUGGUUAUUGCAAUGAUGAGCAAGAGAUGAUCCUUGUUUACGAUUAUAUGCCCCAUGGAACCCUUGAAGAUCAUCUUCACAAGCAUCUGACUCCUUUAACUUUAACUUGGUUGCUACGACUCAAAAUAUGUAUAGGGGUUGCUCGUGGCUUAGAUUACCUUCACACUGGUACGGGUGCUAAGCAUGGAAUUAUACAUCGGGAUAUCAAGAGCUCAAAUAUACUGUUAGAUGACUGCUGGGCUGCUAAGAUAUCAGAUUUUGGGUUGUCCAAACUAGGUCCAGUAAAACAAGCAUCGACUUGUGUGAGUUAUGUUAGCACUUUUGUGAAAGGCACUUUUGGAUACCUAGAUCCACACUACUUCUCAACAGGUCGGCUCACAAGAAAGUCUGACGUGUAUGCCUUUGGGUAGUAUUACUUGAAGUCCUGAGUGGAAAGCAAGCAGUGGAUAGUAGUCUUGAUGAGGAGAAUUGGGGUUUAGUAAAUUGGGCUCAAGAAGCUAUGAAAGGUGGUAGGCUAAAUGAUAUUGUUGAUUAUAAUUUAAGGGAGAGAAUCUUGCCUAAGUGUUUAAAGGAUUUUGCAAGGCUUGCAGACAGGUGUUUGCAUAGCAAUCCAAAGCAAAGGCCUACUAUGGCCGAGGUUGUGGCCUGUCUUGAGUAUGUUCUAGCCUUACAGAAGAAAGCCACAAGCAUGACAUCUGCGCAUAAAAGAUUGAAAUCUUUGGAGUUAUACUUUGAUACUGUUGGAGGUGAAAUUCGAAUAUUACGCAGGUUUGAGUUUGGAACUAUCAGUGCUGCAACUGAAAACUUCUCCGAUGAUAAUAAAAUUGCACGAUGUAGCUUUGGUCCCUCCAUGUACAAGGGAAGGCUACGAAACGGACAAGGAAUAACAAUUGCCAAACCUUAUUCUAAUUCCAAAUACCAAGAUUAUAGAAAUGAAGUGUCAUUACUGGUAAAACUUGAGCAUGAGAAUAUGAUUCAGUUGCUUGGAUAUUCCAUUCAAGGAACGCAAGUAUUCCUUGUCUAUGAGCUUGCAGUAUGUGCAAGUCUAGAUGGCUUGAUUUUUGAUUCUGAAUGUACUCUUUUGGAUUGGAAUAAGCGCAAGAAGAUAAUACUAGGUGUUGCAAGUGUACUUUUUUACCUUCACCAACAUGAUGUCAUACACGGUAAUGUCACACCUGGAAACAUUCUUUUAGAUGAAAGUUUCCACCCCAAACUGUCAGAUUUUGCGCUUGCAAGAUGUUUAGCAAUAAACAAGGCUGAUCGCAUCGAAAUGGAUGCAAUACGCGGGACUUCGGGAUACAUGGCACCAGAGUUACGUCAGGCUAAUCGUAUGUCAACAAAGGCUGAUGUGUAUAGUUUUGGUGUCUUGAUUAUGGAAACCAUAACUGGGUGUAGUAUGUACCAGUGGAUAUAUGUACAAGAUAUUUGGACAAAUUGGUUGGAAGGAACAUGUUCAAAUAUAAAAGAUCCUAGAAUUGAUGCUGAUUCAAGCUCCAUUACAAAAUUCGUCCAUAUUGGGUUCCUGUGUGUUCAAGAAGAUGCAGCUGACAGACCAACAAUGGAGGAAGUUGUUUCCAUGCUCACUAACAGUUCAUCUCUCACUCUCCCUACACCAAAAAGAACUUUCAUCACAGAAAAGUCUCCAUAUAUCCCAAAAAGAUUACUGUCCGGUUGGACGUUACACUCCCAUGAAUUUGAGUCACAUGACUUUGAUUCCAUAGCAGUUGAGGAAUUCAUAAAUGAGCUACGCCCUCGAUAAUGUCUUGCAGCUAUUCAUAUAACAACUCAAAUCUAAUUAUUGAAAAUAGUGUGUCAAGUUACCCUUAAGCCGGUCAAGUGAUCAAAGAAAUAAGAUCUAUUAGGUAGCGUUUGGCAGGUUGGACUGGACUGGACUAGAUGGGACAAAAACUUUUAGAUAGUGUUUGACAUGACUAGAACAAGAACAAAAUUAGAUUUUGACCAAGUCAAGUGGGACAACUUUCUUAAAAUUUAGUCUCACCCAAAAGGAUGGAACAAGAUGGAAAGCACGUCUCAGAAUUUCCAGUAUAACAAAAAUAACUCUGCCAAAUGCUAUCCUAACUCAAACUAAAAUUGCACAUAUUGUCUUCUUCAUCGUUCUUCAUUGUUAUCUAGCUCAUACUUAUUGCAGUCUGCAUGUAAAUAAACUAGAC
This is a messenger RNA of Lactuca virosa, 2794 nucleotides long. Lineage: Eukaryota; Viridiplantae; Streptophyta; Magnoliopsida; Asterales; Asteraceae. The record is from the annotation of a GenBank genome assembly.